AUGGGCACUCUGGAGCAACUUGGGCAGGCAGAGACCUUCCAGAGAGCUGCAGAUCAGGGAGCUCUGCUGAACUUCCUAAAUGCCAGUGAGCCGGAGAUGCUGGAUGCUUCCUUGCUGCUGUAUCCCACUGAAGGGGAUGUGAAGAAGGAGUCAUUGGGUCUCCCUCUGAUCCCCCCGAUACGCAGGGCAGUCCGUCCUGCAUUGUGCAAGUUGGCUCAGAAGAACUUAGAGCGGAAGAAAAUGGAGCUGUUUGAGAAGGAGCUCAAGAGAAGGAGGCAAACAGAAACAUCCUUGCAGCUGCCUCCACAGACAGUUGACACUGGGGAUGCAGAAGAAGCAAGCUUUAGCCUACUGCCUGUCAAUGGCACAGCUUCCAGUGUGCAGAGAAAACACCCUGGUAGUGCCUUGAAGAAGAAGGUCUUGAGGAAGCAGGACAAUGUGCCCUCACUGCCCAAUAUGCCCACCAUCCACGGGGAUGGCAGCUUCCCACGCAACUCCUCAGUGACCUCGCAGACGGCCUCUGGUGCCAAGUGUCAAGAGGAGCCACUGCGUGGGAACAGGCAGAAGGACACAGCCUCUUGUGACCCACAGCAGGCCUUGCUCAAGGCACUCUCCUUGCUGGGCAGCGAUGACUGGGAGCUGAAGGAGAAGGCACUCUCCAGCAUCGGACAGCUGGCUGGGUCCCAUUCAGAAGUCGUCCUUUGUAGACUUCGUGACGUUUGCCUGGCAGUUACCAGCGAGGUGAGCAACCUCCGCUCCAAGGUGUCCUACGCUGCAAUCGUCACUCUUGGAGAGCUCUUUGCAGCCUUGAAGAAGGACAUGGACUCCGUGGUGAAUGAGGUUGCUCGGGUCCUGCUCCAGAUGGUUUGGAAUUCCCCAGAGUUUCUUGAGAAAGCAGCCAAUCAGACCCUGGGGAUCAUGGUGGAGAACGUGACUCCUGCACGAGCACUGGCUGCUCUCAUGGACAGGGGAGCCAAGAGCCGCUAUGUUGAGGUGCGGAAGUGUGCGGCCAAACUCCUCCUGUCCUUGAUGGGGAAAAUUGGAGUCACGAAGCUCGCAGGCACACCCAGGGCUGAGAGCCUGGCGCAGGUGGUGGGGAAGCUUGCUCAGGACUGUCACAAGGACACAAGGCACUAUGGACAGGAGAUGGUGAAGAUGAUGCUAAGUCAUCCAAAAUUUAAAAGGCUUUUGGAGCAAUCUGUUUCUACCCGUGACCUGGAAGAUAUUCUGAUUAGAAUUAAGAAGAAAGAGAUGGAAAACCAGAAGGGUGAAGGCCCAUCUGCCAAGAUGCCGGUGAAGAAGAGCAGCGAUUCCUCAAAGAAGCCCCAGGCCACAUUGCCUUCUAGUAAACGGGUGAAGUCUACCUCUGAGGGACGCCUCCUACACCGUGCAAAAGCCCAGGUCACGUUACCUCCAGCUGUGGAAGAAACGGAGCCACUCCAGAAGCUUUACGAUCUCCUGGAAGCCAAGGGGUUUCAGACACGGCUGGAAGGAGUGGCAUUCCUUCUCGAGCUGUGCAAAACCCGCCCCCAGCUCAUCUCCACUAACAUUGUCCAAAUUUUUGAUUAUUUUGUCCUGAGAAUAUCUGACAGCCACAAGAGGGUGAAGCAGAAGGCGCUGGACGCGCUGGCAGAAAUCAUUGGCAUCCUGGGAGAUGCCUUGAGCCCGGUGAUCAUCCAUUUGGUGGAAGAAAUUACAAACAACUUGAACUCAAAGGAUCCCGGGGUUCAUUCUGCAGCUGUGAAAGCUCUGGAAGAAUCCAUUUCUCAUUUAGAUAAAGUAUCACUGAUGAAAGAGUUUGGCCACAGAUGGAGUAAACUGAGUGGCCAAGCUCUGCUGGAUGUCACAGAGCGUAUCACAGUGCUUGUGGAAUGGGUUUAUCCCAGGAGCCCUGAAGUCGUCCAGCGCUACGCCCUGCCCGUGCUCUGGUCCUUCCUGGGGAACAAGGCGCUGCCUGUGCGAAGCGCCAAUGUCCGCACUGUGGUCACCAAGCUUGCCUCUGCCCUCUACAAGGUGAUGGGCACCAAGCUAAGGAAGUGUGCUGCCAGCCAGCCUCCACAUGUGCGGGAAAACCUCUCCAGCAUCUUGGGCUGGUGA
This is a messenger RNA of Poecile atricapillus (Black-capped chickadee), 2097 nucleotides long. Its product is annotated as TOG array regulator of axonemal microtubules protein 2-like. Gene Ontology annotation, cellular component: cilium; cytoplasmic microtubule. Gene Ontology annotation, molecular function: microtubule binding. Gene Ontology annotation, biological process: microtubule cytoskeleton organization. NCBI's taxonomy places the organism in Eukaryota, Metazoa, Chordata, Aves, Passeriformes, Paridae. Bases 1 to 2097 code for a protein of 698 amino acids. The record is from RefSeq and is a predicted model, not a curated record. The transcript has 14 exons.